UCAUAGAAUUGAAUUCUACAGUGGCGACUGUACAGAUCUGCAAUUCACAUACACUGAAGGCUCUUUGUAGUUCCUGUAUCUGUAGAGAACGCAGGAAAACUAAAUAUGAAUAAGUUGUUUUCUGAAAACUCAGGAGCUUUUGCAAAUAGCAGGUCUGUUCAUCUAAAGGAUGGUGAGAUUUCAUCUGAAGAUAUCUACAUGAAUGAAGCAGCAGAAACUCAAGUGACCAGAAGCAAAACAACUCAGAUCUCAGCUUCAGACCCCAAUGCUGCAGGAUUCAGAUGUUACAGACCAGCCGCAGUGUGUCUGCUGAUUCUGGUUGUUCUUUUGCUGGCUGCUAUCACAAUACUGGGGGUCCUGCUGACUACAGAGAGAGACCGUUUAGAGACCAGAUACAACAACCUGACUGCUGAGAAGGAACAGUUAGACAUCAGUUACAAAAAAGUGUCUGAAGAAAGAGACCAGUUUCAGAAGAAGACUGAUGAACUCCAGAAUAAGAUUUCUCAGCUGAUGAAAGACAUUAACACACCGGGAUGGAAAUACUUCAGCUCCAGUAUUUACUUCAUCUCUACUGAGAAGAAAAGCUGGAGUGAGGGCAGACAUGACUGCAUUGAAAUAGGAGCAGACCUGGUGAUCAUAAACAGCAGAGAUGAACAGGACUUUGUUGAGAUGUGGAGAAGAGGUGAAGGUGCCUGGAUUGGUGCAAAUGACAGAGACAGUGAGGGGGUCUGGAAAUGGGUGGAUGGUACAACACUGACCAGUGGGUUCUGGAGUUCUGGGGAGCCCAACAAUAAAGGUGAUGAGGAUUGUGCUGUAUCUGGCUAUCGCUCUGAACCUGUACCAAAUUGGGUUGAUGUUUCCUGUAGUUCUGAGUAUAUCUGGAUCUGUGAGAAGAAAAUUAACAGCUGAAAUCUUGUAUAUCAAUAAAAAUAAGUGAAGAUGUUUUGGAUCAUAAUUGUAAUUUUUUGUUUGAUUUGACGAAUAUAUUGUAUAAGAAAGAAUAAGAGAAAAACCUGAUGGAAAAUUAUAAAGAAAAUGUAACAUGGUCAUGGUUCUGUGUUUUUGACUUUCGCUGAUAUGCUUUUAUUGUAUUGAUUUUGUCCUGAAUGUGCAUUUUUAAGCCAAAGGUGGUUUCACUUAGUAUUAACCCAGCAGGGUGAAUACUUAUGCAACCAAAAAUUAAUGCCUUCUUUUUAUUAACUUUUGUUCCCAAUGAAAAUGAAAACCAAUGUUCACUUGGACAAAUUAGAUAUAUUGUGUUCUCAAUGAAUCCCAAUAAAACUGUAACAUUACAAAAUGUGGAGAGGUUCAGAAAGAGCAAUGGCCACUUGGGUCAUAAGUGGGAUAAAUAGAUGAAGAGAGAUUUAAGUCAGCUAUAAAAUGGGCAUAUUCUUAGCUUAGGAGGAAGAGCCCAGAGUGAGCAAGGCAUACUCUAAAGCCUGUGUACAGUAAACACCUUUAAAUCCUUUGCAAUACCAAACAAAUACAAGCUCUUUCAUUAUUAUUGUUUUCAGCUCCCUACCUACACUGCUGUUUUAUUACGGUUCUGUCUCGGCUUAUGACUGAGUAGAAGACUUUCUGUAGCAACCAUUUCAGUGUUCAUAGAAUAUUCAGUCUUGUCAUAUUGUGGUGUUGCAGAUGGCUUUUCUUAGUUUGAGUUUCAAAAUGAAUUACGCAAGUGCAGAAUGCAAGUGCAAAGCAAAGCAAGCUAUGGUAACACACCA
Molecule: messenger RNA, 1724 nt
Organism: Hemibagrus wyckioides
Lineage: Eukaryota; Metazoa; Chordata; Actinopteri; Siluriformes; Bagridae
Product: C-type lectin domain family 4 member E-like
Exons: 5
Coding region: 106-909 (267 amino acids)
Source: RefSeq, a predicted model, not a curated record